CCCGCUGAGUGGGGGGGUUCGACUGCUGCUGACCGCAUCUAACCGUGUGCUUCUGCCAAAAUCUUGCUGUUAUAGGCUGAGGGAACAUAAGGUCCUGGGACUUUUCGCUCUGAAGUUGAUGUGAUUGAAACUAAUUGGGGAUAUCUUCAGUAAAUAACUUGCUGCUUACAGAAACGACUGAAAUAACUGAAGUUGUGAAAUACAGGUUCACAUAACGCUAGGGACCAAAGAAGCAUAAGUAACAUUUCCAUGGUGCUGGGACCAGUCUGUUGAGAGAAGAUUUCUAAAGUAACUUUUUAACUACAUCGUGUUUGUCCUGAGACUAUCUUGAGAGAAGAGCUCAAGAGAGGAAGAAUUUUCACAUCAGAACCAUUACAAAUAAAUCUAUUUAAAGAACUUGCUACUUGGGGAUACUUUUAUAGAGAUCAAGUCCUGGUUCUCAACUGUGCUCACACUUCACACUGUAAACAAUGAGUGAAUUCUGGUUGUGUUUCAACUGCUGUAUUGCAGAACAGCCUCAGCCUAAAAGACGUCGACGCAUAGACCGAAGCAUGAUUGGGGAGCCAACAAACUUUGUUCACACAGCUCACGUUGGAUCAGGAGACCUAUUCAGUGGAAUGAAUUCGGUGAGCUCAAUUCAGAACCAAAUGCAAUCCAAGGGAGGCUAUGGAGGUGGCUUGUCUGCAAAUGUUCAGAUGCAACUUGUAGAUACAAAAGCAGGAUAACCUUGGGGAUAUCUUUCUAGUUUAUGUGAGUUUCUACAUCUUCUUUCCUGUGUCCUCUCUUUUGCCUUGGUGACUGCUUUCUGUGUUCAUGAAAAGAGAGAAGUAAUGGCUUAUUGUUCACCCUUUGUGAUCACUCCAGUGAAAAGUUGCUGCUCUGCUCUGAUGAUGCCAUUUAUCAGAUUGGUCCAACUGUGCCUUUCAAUGGCAUGCACACAUUGGCCUCUACCAGUACCAUGGACUUGGAGCUUUUUAGGGUUGUUUUUAGGUUAUUGUUUGUUCUAAGGCAAAGCAAAGCACCAGCCUUAGCUUCCCUCACCCCUCACAAAUACUAAUGCACAGCCUUAUGUUGCUUUUUAUUCUUUAAGUCUUUUUCUCCACUCAUGUAAUUCUGAAAUGAUUGAGUUUCCAGUAAUGUUUUUAAUCACUCAUUGUUCAUAUCAAUUUUUGAAAGGUCUGGGACCUGCAAGCACAAAUGAUUAUUUCUUACAAAAUCAGCAGAGUAGAUGACUGCAUGCUUUGUGAGGUUGCUUCGUAUGGUGGCCUGUUUGGUGCCAGAAAAAUAACUAUGUAUCGCAGACAUAUGAUACUGUUGCUGGUGAAGAAUUACGCUGUGACACAAGUCAUGCCUGUUUCUGAAAAAGGAGGUGUAACUUAGCUGCUUCAGAGUUAUGUCUUUAUUUUAGUUUUAAUCCAAUGGGUCUUGAAAUAAUAAAGAGAAAGCUUGCAUUCAUGAGGCAUUUGUUGUAAAUGUUUGGUAAACCAGUGUAGUACCGUAUCUAAGUGUUGUGGAAGCGCUUUAGACAAUUUAGAAGGCAUCAUGUUUGACUGCUUCUUUUUCUUUUUACAGUUUUUCUUAUUUUAGGCUGUGUGGUCAUUUCCAGUGGCAGCAUGUCAGACUGCCUGCAAUAUUAGCUAAAAUGUUUAGUAGACCUCUCUAAGUAGUUGGCUGUUUCUGUGUACUAAAUAUUUAGGGGCCAUGGAAGUUGCUAAGAGCGACAUACUAAUCUGGCAGAACAGAUGCCAGUGAAAACAACAUACAGGGUGACUUUUUACUAAGUCAGUAUAAAGCCUUUUGCUCAGGUUCCAAAGCAUGUUUCUUUCACACGUUGUGAAACUUGUAUUUUAAUAUUGCACUGUUUUCUGAUUUUCUCUGUAAAUGGUCUCUUUUCCUCCUUGCUGAUAGUUUGGAAAAAGUCAGUGAUGCUAGUCCUGCUUGAGUUAUUUUUUUAUGUGAAAAAAAGCAUUCCAAGAAGGCGUAAGUGAGCCUAGUCAGAUCCAUUUUUGUGCAUAAGCACGCACAUGCUUAUAAAUAUAGACUGCUGUCAUAAGUGAUUCUUUAUUCUUUUUCCAUGCUUUCUCUGAUUUCACAUUGCAACAACUGUUAGAUUGAUUCAAAAAUGUAUAAACCUACUGCUCUUCUCUCAGUUCACAAUCACCACACCAAAUGCACGAUGGAGGUAGUUUGUUUCCCCUCAGUAGUAUUUCUGUGGUAGAUGUCAGUUAUCUGGUUGAAUAGCUCCAGUUUGGCUGUUUAGUCUUCACUGAUAAAGGUACUGAUUCAUGAUGACAGAAGAUCAAGACGUUCAGUUCUCUGGGUACAUAAACACAUGGCAAUGAAGUAAUUUUUUUUAGGAAUCAGCAUUUCCAGUGCCAUGUAAAUCAAUGAGUCUUAAAUACACAAUGAUAAGAAAAUGAUUUCUACUUUGACAUCGUUAACAGCAGCUUAAAUUUGAUUGCCAAAAUGACCUUGCACUUGUUAAAAUGUUUUCUGCUCACCAGAAAAAAAAAUUGACGUAUUUUUAUAACACAUACUUUUUUUUGUACAUCACAUUCAUUCUUGAAAAAAGUCAGUUCAGUGUUGGCUUGUAGAUACUAAGAGGAAAAUAUUGACAUUGAUUCAAUAAAUGUUUUCUUUCAGUUGGUGGCCUAUCUUUUUCUUUUUUAUAGCUUACAUUUACAUUAGAAAACAACUGCAACUUACAAAUUUGUGGUGAAAAUUCUCAGGAUAACUUCUUAAUAUGGGUAACAGGUGAUUGGUAAGGCUUUUUCUUUCAUGUUUCUUGACCAUUUUGUUGUCAAGUGGAUUAAUCUGUUGUUUGAUUAGUAGUUUUGUUUCGCUGAUUUAGUGUGUAUACCAAAGAACUUCGCAAGGAUUGUGGAGAGGAGGUUCUGCAGUAAGAUACUGAUUAAGGGAGUGGAGCAUCUCCCUUAUGAGGACAGGCUGAGGGAGUUGGAUAUCUUUAAUUUGGAGGACACUGAGAGGUGACCUCAUUAAUGUUUAUAAAUGUGUAAAGGAUGAGUGUCAGGAGGAUGGUGGCAGUAGGUGCAAGCUGGAACACAUUAAGUUCCACAUAAAUAUGAAAAACAACUUCUUUAUGGUGAGAGUGACAGAACAGUGGAACAGGCUGCUCAACAAGGCUGUGGGGUCUCCUUCUCUGGAGACAUUCAGAACCCACCUGGACAUGUUCCUGUGUGACCUGAUCUAGAUGUUCCUUCUCCAGCAGGGGGAUUGGACUAAAUGGUCUUUCAAGGUCCUUUCCAAUCCCUGACAUUCUGUGAUUGUGUGAUAUAAAUGGGAUUCCUUCAUUUUUCCUUUUGACAGCAGAAGUGAUGUGUAUGUUUCCUUAUCAAUUGUAAUGCAGAUUACUUUACAGUGGAGAUCGUUGAGCAAUUAUACACGUGAUUAUAGUAAUAUCCAAAUCUGCAUUAAAUAUCCCUUUAAGUCACA
Molecule: messenger RNA, 3453 nt
Organism: Meleagris gallopavo (turkey)
Lineage: Eukaryota; Metazoa; Chordata; Aves; Galliformes; Phasianidae
Source: RefSeq, a predicted model, not a curated record